Molecule: messenger RNA, 1425 nt
Organism: Bradysia coprophila
Lineage: Eukaryota; Metazoa; Arthropoda; Insecta; Diptera; Sciaridae
Source: RefSeq, a predicted model, not a curated record
AAAAUGUCAAUGUAAGUUAGCCACAACUGUGACAUUAUUACAACGCCACGUACACGUAUGUCGCAUAAUUUUCUUUGGAAAUAUCUGAAAUUAAUUUAACCAGACGUCGCCAUGGCCAGCAAAUUAAAUAGCCAAAAGCCGAAAGAUACUGACAAUGAAAUAUCAUCAAAGAAAAUGAAAUCAAAUGAAGAAAUCGACGAACCUGAUAGCGAUCAAAAAAUGUCUGUCGAACUCAGUCUCGAAAUUGUUUUUCAAGGAUUCAAAGCUCCCCCAGCUUUAAACGAAGAGGGUGUUCUAGACGAUUUGCCACGGUUUCUGGCAAAGCAUGGCUCUCAAAUCACAAAAUUAAAUUACGCCGACGACCCAGGUGAAAAGAACAGACAGCUCAUACUUCAGCUUUGCCACAACAUAAGCGAAGUUACAUUCGAGUUCACUGAAUAUCCGGAUCAAGUUGACGAUGACGAUUCACAACGUCUGGUCAAGUUUUUGACCGCUCUGGCCCCAGGCUUAACGCGCUUGGAAACAAUAAACAAUCUCAUUGGCCUCCACUAUCUGUCGUGCAUGGGCUUCAUUUACGAGAGCUUUAACGACAAAAUCAAAUUUGUGAAAACCGAUGAACUGAAACCGGAAGAAUUGUCAGUUCUAUCCGGGGAUAAUAACAAGGACAAUCCUGCACUGUCAUUGGAAGAGCUUGUCUACUGCGACAAUGACUUCCUGUACUCAACAAAGCGUAACAAUCGAUCAGCGAAUCAUUGGCUCUGAAACCGGCAUCUUUGACUGAUUUGGUGAAGCUAACCAAUUUGCGAAGCAUUGAUCUGCCAUUCUUCCUCUCGAAGGAUAAGAUACCGCCAGUUGUCGCUCCAUUACCAUUGCUGAAUUACGCUUCCAUCAGACUGCUGUCACAUAAUAGAGGAAAGGUAGCAACCUCAUCGUUCACCGAGAACAUCGGUAAAGCAUUGGCCAAUGUGAUCGAACUGAAGCUAACCUUCGCUGAUCCUGGUUUAUUUGUACUGACGAGCAUAUUGAAGAAUUGCGUCAAAUUGGAGAAGCUUGACUUGAUCUCUUAUCACGUGCAUGAUAAUUAUGUUAUGGGCCUACCGACAUUAUCAGCUAUCAAAAAUAGCUUUAAACAACUUGACGCUACAAUCAGCUAUAAAUCUCACGCGAUGGACGUAAUUUUACGUCUCAUGAGCAAUACGCCAACGCUCGGAACAAUCAACAUUGUUGGUAUCGACUGCAAAGACGACUUGCAUAAGAUCAGUGCAGCUGGAAUUGCAUUGAGUGAAAAGGUUGAGCACAAUGUCCAAAUGAAUUUAACAGUGCGGAAUUUGGCUGCGAGAGACCUUCCAGCCGGUAUACCAGAUAAUUUGAAAAUUGAAGUUCGUUCGAGCAAAUACUGAAAUUAUAUUCAAAUAGCUUUCCAUU